This is a messenger RNA of Mus musculus (house mouse), 3431 nucleotides long. It is a transcript of the gene Dkk3, whose product is annotated as dickkopf WNT signaling pathway inhibitor 3. Lineage: Eukaryota; Metazoa; Chordata; Mammalia; Rodentia; Muridae. Gene Ontology annotation, biological process: negative regulation of Wnt signaling pathway; negative regulation of cortisol biosynthetic process; negative regulation of aldosterone biosynthetic process. The record is from RefSeq and is marked validated. Gene Ontology annotation, cellular component: extracellular region. Bases 190 to 1239 code for a protein of 349 amino acids. The transcript is spliced from 8 exons.
CGGGCGGAGGCGUGGUGGACUGGGGGGGCGCAGGCUGCAGGCUUUCUGGAUACAGGCGCUUUUGCAUCCUAGCCGCACACAGUGCCUCUCCAGCUGCUCUGUGGCAGCCCAGCUACCGGUCGUGACCAGAUCCAGCUUGCAGCUCAGCUUUGUUCAUUCGAAUUGGGCGGCGGCCAGCGCGGAACAAACAUGCAGCGGCUCGGGGGUAUUUUGCUGUGUACACUGCUGGCGGCGGCGGUCCCCACUGCUCCUGCUCCUUCCCCGACGGUCACUUGGACUCCGGCGGAGCCGGGCCCAGCUCUCAACUACCCUCAGGAGGAAGCUACGCUCAAUGAGAUGUUUCGAGAGGUGGAGGAGCUGAUGGAAGACACUCAGCACAAACUGCGCAGUGCCGUGGAGGAGAUGGAGGCGGAAGAAGCAGCUGCUAAAACGUCCUCUGAGGUGAACCUGGCAAGCUUACCUCCCAACUAUCACAAUGAGACCAGCACGGAGACCAGGGUGGGAAAUAACACAGUCCAUGUGCACCAGGAAGUUCACAAGAUAACCAACAACCAGAGUGGACAGGUGGUCUUUUCUGAGACAGUCAUUACAUCUGUAGGGGAUGAAGAAGGCAAGAGGAGCCAUGAAUGUAUCAUUGAUGAAGACUGUGGGCCCACCAGGUACUGCCAGUUCUCCAGCUUCAAGUACACCUGCCAGCCAUGCCGGGACCAGCAGAUGCUAUGCACCCGAGACAGUGAGUGCUGUGGAGACCAGCUGUGUGCCUGGGGUCACUGCACCCAAAAGGCCACCAAAGGUGGCAAUGGGACCAUCUGUGACAACCAGAGGGAUUGCCAGCCUGGCCUGUGUUGUGCCUUCCAAAGAGGCCUGCUGUUCCCCGUGUGCACACCCCUGCCCGUGGAGGGAGAGCUCUGCCAUGACCCCACCAGCCAGCUGCUGGAUCUCAUCACCUGGGAACUGGAGCCUGAAGGAGCUUUGGACCGAUGCCCCUGCGCCAGUGGCCUCCUAUGCCAGCCACACAGCCACAGUCUGGUGUACAUGUGCAAGCCAGCCUUCGUGGGCAGCCAUGACCACAGUGAGGAGAGCCAGCUGCCCAGGGAGGCCCCGGAUGAGUACGAAGAUGUUGGCUUCAUAGGGGAAGUGCGCCAGGAGCUGGAAGACCUGGAGCGGAGCCUAGCCCAGGAGAUGGCAUUUGAGGGGCCUGCCCCUGUGGAGUCACUAGGCGGAGAGGAGGAGAUUUAGGCCCAGACCCAGCUGAGUCACUGGUAGAUGUGCAAUAGAAAUGGCUAAUUUAUUUUCCCAGGAGUGUCCCCAAGUGUGGAAUGGCCGCAGCUCCUUCCCAGUAGCUUUUCCUCUGGCUUGACAAGGUACAGUGCAGUACAUUUCUUCCAGCCGCCCUGCUUCUCUGACUUGGGAAAGACAGGCAUGGCGGGUAAGGGCAGCGGUGAGUCGUCCCUCGCUGUUGCUAGAAACGCUGUCUUGUUCUUCAUGGAUGGAAGAUUUGUUUGAAGGGAGAGGAUGGGAAGGGGUGAAGUCUGCUCAUGAUGGAUUUGGGGGAUACAGGGAGGAGGAUGCCUGCCUUGCAGACGUGGACUUGGCAAAAUGUAACCUUUGCUUUUGUCUUGCGCCGCUCCCAUGGGCUGAGGCAGUGGCUACACAAGAGCUAUGCUGCUCUGUGGCCUCCCACAUAUUCAUCCCUGUGUUUCAGCUCCUACCUCACUGUCAGCACAGCCCUUCAUAGCCACGCCCCCUCUUGCUCACCACAGCCUAGGAGGGGACCAGAGGGGACUUCUCUCAGAGCCCCAUGCUCUCUCUCUCAACCCCAUACCAGCCUCUGUGCCAGCGACAGUCCUUCCAAAUGGAGGGAGUGAAAUCCUUUGGUUUUAUUAUUUUCUCCUUCAAGGCACGCCUGCCACUAAGGUCAGGCUGACUUGCAUGUCCCUCUAACGUUCGUAGCAGUGUGGUGGACACUGUCUUCCACCGACUGCUUCAAUACCUCUGAAAGCCAGUGCUCGGAGUGCAGUUCGUGUAAAUUAAUUUGCAGGAAGUAUACUUGGCUAAUUGUAGGGCUAGGAUUGUGAAUGAAAUUUGCAAAGUCGCUUAGCAACAAUGGAAAGCCUUUCUCAGUCACACCGAGAAGUCACAACCAAGCCAGGUUGUGUAGAGUACAGCUGUGACAUACAGACAGAAGAAGGCUGGGCUGGAUGUCAGGCCUCAGAUGACGGUUUCAGGUGCCAGGAACUAUUACCAUUCUGUAUCUAUCCAGAGUUAUUAAAAUUGAAAGUUGCACACAUUUGUAUAAGCAUGCCUUUCUCCUGAGUUUUAAAUUAUAUGUAUACACAAACAUGUGGCCCUCAAAGAUCAUGCACAAACCACUACUCUUUGCUAAUUCUUGGACUUUUCUCUUUGAUUUUCAAUAAAUACAAAUCCCCUUCAUGCAAAAAAAUUAAAACAAUCUGUAGUAUAAAGAGACAAAAAAAUUCCAUAGAAGCAGAUUUUCCAGGCAUCUGCAGUUUCCCUCUUUUAGAAUCGGAAUUCGUUGGAACUCUCAUCCUUGUCUGGAUGGGAAUUAGCUUUAACAGAGAAACUACUUCACCCUCUCCUGAAAGAACAAAUGGAAUAUAUGAGUCUUCUCUUGGAGGCUCUUUCCACUCAAAUGCAGUUCUGGGGCUGUGCUAGCAUUGAUACUGUAACAAAACGGCUGAAGCAAUGAACUUAUAUAUUUAAAAAGUUAGGUUAAUUGGGUUCACCAUUUCAGGUUUCAGUCCUGAUCCCAUGGGGUUGAAACUAAGGAGAGGCAGCACAGCGUGGCAAGGGAAUGUGGUAGAGUCAAGCUGCUCCCUUUCUGGCUAACAGGAGAGUGGGCAAUGUGCAGUCUUGUGAGAAUGCCCAGGUCCUGGGGGGAAGGGAGUGCCCUGGACAUCACCUUAAAGGUGGAGACUUCUGCAGCUUUGGUUUUAGUUACUCUUCUGGGUGCUACAAUCAAACGCCCAACAAGAAGCCACCUGAGGGAUGAGGGUUUAUUUUGGCUCCUGGUUCAAGCAGGGAGUCCUUCGUGGCAGGAGUGCAAGGUUGCUUCCUGCAGUGUGGAGGAUCAGGAAGCAAAGAAAGAGCAAUGCAAGACUCAGCUUUCUCUCUUUCCCUGAUUAUUUAUUCUGGAACCCCAACCCUUGGGGUGGUGCCGACCGCAGUAAGAGUGAGUGUCCUUUCCUUAGAACCCUCUGAAAACUCUUGGCCUCAUAGAAAUGUGCAGAGGUGUGUCACCUAAAUUGUUCAAAUCCAUUCUGUUCCAAGACAUGGGAGCGCUAUGUGCUAAGUCUUCCACAUAAGAGCACCGAGUACCUCUUAAACGCCUGUAAAUCGCAUCUGAAGAUACCACAGUAAAGAGAUGUAAACAUUUAGGAAAACAAUAAAUGUAACUGAUGAAGUCACCU